Molecule: messenger RNA, 2835 nt
Organism: Auanema sp. JU1783
Lineage: Eukaryota; Metazoa; Nematoda; Chromadorea; Rhabditida; Rhabditidae
Source: the annotation of a GenBank genome assembly
AUGCCUGCCAUCGGCAGUCUGCCUGUAGCUUCUGAAGCCAUAAGUAUAUUUGAUCCUGCAAGUAUUGUGCUUACACUAGCUUCUGUUGUCUGUAUGAUCACCGUUUUGAGUAUGUGCACCUGCUGUCAUCGCAAGGUUAAGAACAGAGAUCCCGACGACGUUUACGGUGUUGUAAAUCCUGCCGCAGUGACUAUAUCGUCGGGAGAAGGACCAGCAUCCCAUUCUGUUCACUUCCGAACUCAAUCGGUAUCUCAAACAAUAACAGAACGACACUCACAACCAGCAGGGAAGACGAAUACGAGUAACUUCAAUGCUUCUCGUGUUUCUGCUCCAGGAAGAGCGUUGCCUCAACUGCCUGGGGAUUUAUAUGCAGCUAUUGACAAAACCAGGAAGGAUGAUAUACGAUUUGUAGACGAAAUUGUUAAUCCAACAUACGAAUCAAUUGAUCCUGAUGCUGACAGCAUUAUUGAUCCGCUGUAUUCGAAGGUUGGUGAACCUCGAGUUGCAAAACGUGAGAGGAGAUAUGAUUAUCCUGUUUUUUCUGGUAGAAAAGCUGAAACCGGCCUCCCAACUCAAAACUCUGGCGAAAUGCUAUAUCAAAGUGCUUCUCAAAUCUAUGGACCAGGGAGUGAAGAUCCUUACAGCAGUAUCACUUCUGACUCCCGAAUGAUUUCAAAUUCCGUAGAUGGAGAUACGAGCAGUGCCUAUGAUCCCGGCUACGCUAAGGUGCAUACAAACGGCUUGGAUGCUAAACGGCUAGAACGGACGGAACGCGAACUAGAUCAGCUGUAUUCCAAGAUACGACGGAACAGCGGGGAUAGAAGUGCCUCUUCUCCUGUUCCAGGUCCUUCGUCGUUGAAUAUACCAGAAGCAGCUUCCAGUGAGCCAUUAGUUGAAGUUUCCCACCCACAGGUCGAUACACAGUCGGUAACUUCAAGAGAGCCUUCUUAUCGAUAUAUUACUGUUCGUGAGAACGCCGAUGUUGUGAGAGAGCGGCUUAGACAACAAGGAGGGCUUGGACCUCCGGUUCGUGAACAUUACUAUUCAACAAUUGGAAAUGAGUAUGAGACUGUCGGUGAUGGUAAUAGCAGUAGUAGUUAUUCUCAACUGAACAGUGUCCCUAAUCAAGCUCUAUCGAACUCGCUAAUUGAUCAGGAGCAUACAUCCCGUAUUGCUGCAUCAGACUCUAAUGUUUAUAACGAUUUAUCAGUUUCUGUGACAAAUCGGGAAUUAGUUCCUCAUCCUCCCACCUCUCCAAUUCCUGAUAGAAAUAGUGUGAAAUCCAACGAAGUUUUCGGUUCUUCUUCAAAUGAAACAUUCCUUGGAGUGACUACUACGUCUUCUCUUCGGUUAACGCCGCCAGUCACAUCCACGGUCUCAAACACACAGAAUGGGUUUCGGGUGAAUGAUGGCUUGGAAAGAACUGAGGAAGCUAAUGGAGCUACCUAUACUCUUGUUACUAAACCAGUGAGGAAUGGAAAUGAGAAAGCAACUGCAAGCAGAUCUUUUACGACAACCUUUGAUGCUGCUCCAGUAAUGGGACCUGGAAAUGAGACAUCAGGGUCAGUCACUAGUUUUGGAAGUUGGAACGCUCCUUCUCUUAGCACCGCGACUUCGUUCGCUGGACUGCAACGACCCUACUCCAGCUCGAAUACAAUAACCACAAAUUUGAUUGCUCCCGCACAAGAUCGGCGGUCGGCCUCUCCUCUCGCCACGGUUCAGGGAAUCCAGGAGUUCAUGCAAAAACCAACACUACCUUACAAUGAAGAUACGAUAAUCGGUCGAAAAAUAACAGAGGAGAGAGAAACUAUUAUUGAAAAUCGAAUCAGUACAACUACAAGCCAAGCGCCUGAUAAUCCGUUUCCUUCAGAAGUUUUGAGUCGCAGUUUUGAAUCGACGUUUCUGAACGAUAGAGCACCAGCCACUGAACGGGUAUACCAUGUUGAGAUCAAAAAAAUCGAUGGGCCCAGCGCCAAUGAUAUCAUAUCCGCUCGAAGGAUACGUAGUUCCAGUCAGUCAAAUGUUUCCACCUACCCGUCCCUCGAUUCUAGUCGUAACGCUCUUCAUCCAUUAAACCUUUCCUCUCAAAAUUCACAACCUGGUCCCUCAUCUCCUUUCAAUAACGCUGACACAACAGUUCUGAUUCCAAAACAGGUACAAACAUCAUUACCAUUGACCGAAGAGCAAGAUGGGGCUUAUCCUCCUAGUACGGCUCGUAGUCGAAGUAGUACUAGGUCAGCGCUGCCGGUACCUAUGAACGGAGAGGAAGUUAAAAGAUUAGCUGAUCGUUCGAGACAAAGACGACAAGAAAGCAUUGAAAGGGAAGAAUUGGAGAAAAAAGCAAACCAACAACCAAGUGGAAGAGGCUUAGAGAGAAGUUCGGAACGAAAAAAACCUUGGAAAGUUGAGACCGAAGAAGAAAAAAAGCAACGGUUAGGAACAAUCUAUACAGCCAAUGACUACGUGAGCACGAUUGAUAUGGGGACGGCUCGCCCGUGGCCCAUGAUGGGGAGCAGCUCACCUCCAAGUUUGAGGAAAGAGAGCUCGACUUCUCGUGUGAACCAGGAAGAGGAAGACAACAACAAUGUCAAAUCGGCAAGAGAACAGUUACUCAAAACGGAACCGGUAAUGUUCUCAUGGGAUCUCAGUGAAUGUUCCUCCCUGAACGAGGAACUGUUACAGGGGGAAACAUCACCAACUUCGACGGGCAAAUCAGGAAGCUGUCAAGAUCCUCUAUGUUUUUGCCACAGCAGGUCGCCGCGUAGUUUAGUCUUGCGAGGAAACAGAAAGGAGAUGACAAAACUAAAUUGGGGGAAGCCUAUCGACGAUGAUUAA